Triticum urartu is the source of this 1201-nucleotide messenger RNA. The record is from RefSeq and is a predicted model, not a curated record. Lineage: Eukaryota; Viridiplantae; Streptophyta; Magnoliopsida; Poales; Poaceae.
AUGGAACUCUGAAAUCCAGUUUUCAGUACCCGUAGUAUCUAAACCGCCCUGCCAUUUCGAAUGCCCCACCUGACUCGCUGUGGAAGCAGAUCCCCGGCAGAGAGAAAGGCACGCGACGCGCGUCCCCGCCAGCUCCGAGCCUCCGAAGGCAGUCGACUGGGAGGCGACCGCCAUGGCCACCGGCUGCGUCCCCGGCGCUCUGCGCUUGGUUCCGUGGCGAGGAGCGUCGUCCUCCUCCACCUCCUCCUCCUCCCGCGCCCUGGCUCGUCUCCGCCCGCGCGUCGCCUCGUUCGCAGCCCCGCCUCGGCCUCUCCAUCGCGCCCUUCGUCCAGUUCCCGCCCCGCACAUGGCGCUCCGUGCUCCUCUUCCUCCUGCGAGGUGCCAGGUCCCCGCAACUCCGGGAUAGCUGCCCAUGCAACAUGAGAUGUAGUAAUGGCAGGUUUCUUAUCGAAGGCAAGCAUAAUUUCGCCUGGGAAGGUCCGGGAGAGGGGCACAGAAGGAGAAAUACCAUGUAUACAGUACAUAUACAUGAUCCAUAUGAGCCUGUGCAUGUGUAUGUGUUGUAUAGUCUGAGCUCAUGGAGAAGGGGUGCUUGUGUCGUUGUCUUGUACAUGGAGUCUCCCUUGCAGCCGCCAAGCUUUUGGGAAACGGUGUGGCAGGUGUGCAAGCGUGUCUCCUGGAAGCACCUUGGUACACUCACGCUGCUGUCUGGCUGCAUAGCAGUUGGUUUCUUUGCAAACAAAGGGGACCCACGCGCCUUGUUGAUAGUUGAUGUACUGGACAAAGCGAACAAAGCAUACAAGCCAAGUCUGGAGUUCGCAGUUUUACUCAUCGCACUUUUCGUUUCUCUGUCGUCAAGGUAGAGGCAGAGGAUUGCUCAGGUUUUUUGGGCACAUGUUUUGGACAGUAGGAAGUAAGUGGUACAGUUACUGAUCCUUACCAUAGAAGUACAUGGUGGAGAUUCCCACCGGUUUUAUCAGAAAGGGAUGGGUUGCACAUACGGAGACCCGACAUGACCAAUAGCACUAGUUAUGGAGUUCCUGAAAUUGCUUUAUCUCAGUACAAAUUUCCACCAGAUGCACCAGGCGUGCGUGCACACUUUAUGUCGUUUCUGUUUUUCGGUGUUCGCUGUGAGCGAUGUCAUCUGCUGUGAAUGAUGAACCAUUAUGCUGCAAAGUUGAAAAUGUAUCACUGUCAAUUA